GGAAAUCCUUUGGCUGCAGUGACUUCCGUGCUGCCCUGGAAAAUGGAGUUCUGCUUUGCGACUUAAUCAACCAGUUGAAACCUGGAAUUAUCAAACGAGUGAACAGGCUUUCCACUCCCAUUGCUGGACUGGAUAAUGUGAAUGUUUUCCUGAAAGCUUGUGGAAAACUUGGCCUAAAUGAGUCACAGCUGUUUCAUCCUGGUGACCUUCAGGAUCUCUCCACUCGGGUGACACUCAGGCGUGAUGAAAGCCAGAGAAGACUAAAGAAUGUUCUUAUUACAAUAUACUGGCUGGGUCGCAAGGCUCAACUUGACACUUUCUACAGUGGUCCUCAGCUUAAUUUCAAGGCUUUUGAGGGGCUGUUAGGGUUGGCCUUGUCCAAGGCUCUUGAAGAAGGCAGUUAUUCAUUUGUGAAAGAUGGGGGUUACAAGGAGUGCCACUACACAGAGGGAGAGGAAAGUCUGCAAACAGGACAGAGUUAUGAUAGAGGCAGUUCAAUGGAUGGCUUUGAGUGUGUGGACCGCCGAGCUGUCCGUCUAAAUGAGGAAGGUUUUGAAAGUGACGCUGAGGCAGAACAGGUGUACAAGAUGGACAGUGCAAAGGUUUCGAGCCAACAGAACAAAGGACAUAUUCCUGCACCGCUGCGUAGAAAACAGGGACGGGAGGAGAGAGCAGUGGGCCAUACGAGUCAACUCCCAAGAGCAUAUCAAACCCAAAUCAGGCCUGAGACACCAGUUCAGGUCAACCCUGGCUGGAUUUGGAGCAAAUCCCUCAGUGACAUCCCUAUGGUGUAUCCUGUGCGUAAAGUUUCAAAUGGAAAUGCCAUUUCUGAUAAAGGCCAAGACUCCAGCCUGCCGAGGGACUGGAAUCAAGAGAUUGAAAGGAACUAUAGCGUAGCUGCCAGGGACAGUGAAGCUCAGUGGCAGGAUGACUUGACCAGGUGGAAGAAUCGACGCAGGAGCACAAAGUCUGAACUGUAUAGGAGGUCAUUUGAAAGGGAGCAUAUCUUCAAACGGACGACCAAUGGGUCUGUGACAAAUUAUGAGGGUGAUGAAGCACAAGGAGGGCCCAUAAAGAGAGACCAGUCAUCAUGGUGGCACAGUUCCUCUCCCAGACCUUACUCUGUUUCUCCAGCCAAACCUCUGAGCUCUAAUCUCAGACCACAUAAUCGAGGUCAUUUGACCAGCAGCUAUGCCACUGAAGCCCCUUUAAUCUCCCAAAGCCAUUCUCAGGGGUCUCAACUGGGAGCCAAGCCUGAUUCUGGUGGGUCCUUCAUGGGAGAGGGGCCCUACUUUGCUUCUUUGGUAUCAGGUGGAAAAGGAGGAGUUACUACACCUUCUCCACACCAAGCUUUCACCUCUCAAACCCAAGUAAAAGCUGUGGGCAGCCAGUUUACCUUUAAUUCCACAUCUGGACAGGCGCAAAGUGUUUUGCCAAACCACAUCUCCUCACCUGUUAAACUUGCACAGCCAGAACUGUUUGAUACUAAAGAAGCCAAUUGGAGAAACAAUCCAGCUUCAUAUCUAUUCAGCUUUGAUCCGAAAGAGAGAACCUUUUCUCCAAAUGCAGUUGGUCAGUCAGGUGUUGAUGGAACUGGAUCUGAUUGGUCAAAUCCUCUAACCCCAAAAGCAUACCUGGAUUCAGCUCAAGAUGGAGCAGCCUAUCAGCAGGAGUCUGCAGGGAUCUCAAAGUCUUUGUCCAGAAAUACAGCAUGGUCCAGCUCUGCCAGCCUUCCUCGUGGGUACCGUCGGUCUGAGGGAUCCACUCGUCUCUCUUCCGCGGUCACAGCCAAACCAUUUGAGGCAAAGCCAAGCAGAAUGUCCUCACUACCAAGACAAUACAGUGCUGAUGAUUGUCAGAGUUUGAUGUUUAACACUCAGCAGUCACAUCCUUCGUCCACCAAACCAUCUCUUAAAAGACAGACUGCGGCGGCUCAUCUGAGGGGUCAGUAUCAGGCCUCAGUUAGGCAGAAGAAAGCCAACCAGGCGAGGCAGAAUGCUACAGGACAGAAGGAGGAAGUGAAUGGUCGGCGCUCCACCCAGAUGCAUCCUCAGCCUUAUACAAAGCAGCAGUCUUGCCACAACAAAAGCUUGGCUCUUGGAUAUAAUGCAAGUCCUGACCUCUCAAAGGUUGAUCACAGUGACAUGAGAGUGAGCCUGACUCUAAGACCGAACAGCUUACCAGACUUUGGCUUCCAAACUCACUGGGACUCCACAGGGGUGAGAAUAAAAUACAUUCAACCAGGCAGUCCGGCAGAGCACUGCCAGCUGUGUGUGGACGAUGAGGUUGUGACGGUUGAUGGCGUUGCAGUUGCACGCAUGACCUACAGUCAGUGGAAGGAUAAAAUAGCAUCCUCCCUACAAACUGGCAAUCUAACCAUGGACAUUCGCCGUUAUGGCGUGGAUGAUUGGGGGACAAAUAAAGGAAGUCAUCCCAACCAGUCAGGACAGAGCAAGUUGACCCUCAAUCUCACCUCUGCAGCACCUGUUUUAAUAGGUCGCUCCGAUCACCAUGCCAACAAUGCAGCCUCUACAGUACAAGCAGACAUACAGGAAUCCCAACUUAACGGGCAGACAGAUGAUGUAACCCAAGAAAAGGCCACCGUUGGGGUCUUUUCUGGUAACGCUACAAAGGCCAGACAUAAAGAAAAUAAUAUAACUAGAGAAAAUCAGAAAAAGAGGGAAGAGUUUUUCACGCAGAAAGGCUUUGCAGGAAUCAGCUCAUGGGUUUACUUGUGUGGAGGAUCAGAGUCGGCAAUUUCUGACAUCCAGGUGCCCUCCCUCAACCCAUCCUCAUCCAGCUGGUCUUGGGACCAUGAGGAGGAUCGCAGGCGUCAGGAGAAGUGGCAGGAAGAGCAAGAGCGCCUCCUGCAGGAACAAUACCGGCGAGAUCAAGAGAAGCUGGAGGCAGAGUGGCAAAGGGCACAACAGGAUGCAAUGGAAAGCGAGAUCCUGAGGGAGAACACGGCUGAGGUGGGCAGCAGCCGUGAGACGUUUGCCACUUCGCAGCUUUAUGUCAAUGGACUGACGAAGGAAACGAAAGAGAAGCUGAACCUUGGCAGAGAAGAUCAGAAAAAGGCAGAACUAAAUCAGAAUAACAUGAUUACAGAGAAGGAUUGGGCUGAGGGCUCCCAUGGUUUCGCUCAGCUGUCCCAUGCGCACAGGGCAAUGUCCAUGUCUACGCCAGCUUUAUCUGGAACCCACAGACAGACAAGAAGUUUUGUUGAUCCAAGGAAGAGAGGACUGACUGUGUCAAAGGCUGAGAGACAGAGACAGCAGAUUUUGGAGGAGAUGAAGAAAAGGACUCAGCUUCUGACUGACAACAGCUGGAUACGUCAACGCAGCGGCAGUUUUCACAAGGAGCCAAUCGAUGUUGGCAUUUCCAUGAAGAGAUACGAGUCUCUGGACAAUCUGGAUAUCCUACAUCAGUCCCCAGACUGUGCUGCAACAUUCACUUACCCUCGCCCCCAUUCAUCUGCCGGAGUUUACGGCGCUCUGAGUAGGAAUCCCUCCUCACGCUACAGCACUGGAUCAAUAUCAUUUCAGAGAAAUAUAAACACAGAGUCCUCUCAUCAUGCCAGGAUGGUCAGUGGCAGGAGGACUUGCUGUGUGUGUGAGCGUGCCCUGGGUAGUGGGGCAGCCAUGGUCAUAGAGACCCUUAGUCUCUGUUUCCACCUGACCUGUUUCCAGUGUGUGGGCUGCCAUCGACACCUCGGAGGAACAGAGACUGGAGUCCAGGUUCGCAUCCAAAACAGGAGGCCCUACUGCGACUACUGCUAUUUCCAACUCAAGUCCCCUGCUACCCACAUGUGACCAACACACUGUGCUCCAGAUACAAGAGUAAACUGUGGAAAAUGUCACCAUAACGAGAGAACUUUUUUUUCUUUUUCAUACAAAGAACUAUGAGAUUUGUAAUGUUGGGUCUUGGGAUACACAACUAAAUUAAAUUACUAGCUGGUUUUAUCUCGUAAAUGCCAUUAAGCUGAACUGUAUUUCUGCUAAUUUAAUUCCAAAAAUGUAGAUUUAAAUAUAAAUUAAAGAAUUGAAUUACAACUGUCUAAUUACUUAAUUGAUUUUGUGGCGUCUGUGUGCUGUGUCUAGCGUUCCCAACAGUGCAGUAAAUAUUUCAGAUGCUUCUGCAGAGGCUGUAAAAUGUGACACAUUUUAAUAAUGUACUGAAGCAUUUUCUGCUUACUAGUAAGGUUUAAUGUGCUUGUUGGGAUAACUCAUUGAUGUAUACAAUACAUGAACACUGUUCUAUUAAAACAUUUGUAAAUAAAAGUACACUAAACAAAAUCCACCUGGUUUGUUCAUGUUGUCAUAUAACCACAUGGUGGCACUAUUGUUCUCAUAAUGAAACUGUCUCUGUUGGUAGAAAUGUUUAACUUAGUUUUGAAUAUAUCCAAAUUAUUUCAUGUUGCUGGUGUGGAAGCCUUUCAAAUGUUUCCCUCUGUAUCGUAAUUUCUGAAUAAAGGAUUCAAGGUU
Molecule: messenger RNA, 4484 nt
Organism: Fundulus heteroclitus (mummichog)
Lineage: Eukaryota; Metazoa; Chordata; Actinopteri; Cyprinodontiformes; Fundulidae
Gene: lmo7b
Product: LIM domain 7b
Biological process (GO): regulation of cell adhesion; regulation of signaling
Molecular function (GO): protein binding
Source: RefSeq, a predicted model, not a curated record